Molecule: messenger RNA, 9817 nt
Organism: Silurus meridionalis
Lineage: Eukaryota; Metazoa; Chordata; Actinopteri; Siluriformes; Siluridae
Product: zonadhesin
Exons: 57
Coding region: 135-8870 (2911 amino acids)
Source: RefSeq, a predicted model, not a curated record
UGUGCCCCCCAGGCAGUACUACUCAGAUUCCCUGUGUUCCUGGUAGCUAUCAAAGCCUACACACACAGGCAGAGUGUUUGCUCUGUCUGCCUGGAUAUUUCUGUGCAGGCUCAGUUGAUCCUGAAACAGGGAUCAUGAGUGGGACUACCACACCUGUCCCAUGUCCUGUGGGGCAUUACUGUCCAGCAGGUACUAAGUCUGGGCAUGAGUUUCCCUGUCCAGCUGGGACAUACAGCAAUGAGUUUGGUAUGUCCAGUGUUGGACAGUGUAUUCCCUGCCCCAGUGGACUUUACUGUGGCUCCUCUGGCCUGUCAACACCCACUGGUGAAUGUUCACCAGGAUAUGUGUGUAUCCAGGGUGCCUCUCAGCCACAGCCACCUGAUGAUGCCACAGGAAGAAAAUGCCCAGCAGGUUUCUUUUGCCCAGCAGGCACUAGUUAUAUGCAUUCCUGCCCUCCAGGAACAUUCAGUUCAUUAAAAGGGGCAGCAUCCAUUUUGGAGUGUCAGUCAUGUCCACCUGGUCGGUACUGUGCAGACUAUGGGUUGACUUCACCGUCUGGCCCCUGCAACCCAGGAUAUUACUGCAGUCUCAAAUCAGUGUCCCCUACACCUCAUCAUAACCGAAGUUACGCAGAUACAGUACAUGGGCCAAAUGAUGAAGAUGAACUCGAUGAUUUGGCUCGGAUCACAGGGAACUUCUGUCCUCAGGGACACUACUGCCCCAUUGGGAGUGUCCAGCCAUUAAAAUGCCCACCAGGAACGUUCCUGGGCCGGUAUGGUGCUGUUUCCGAGUCUGAUUGUAACCCAUGUGUGCCUGGAUAUUUCUGCCCUGACUGGGGUCAGAGCUCUGUGGAGCUUCUCUGCCCAAAAGGCUGGUUUUGUCCUGCAGGCUCUGCAUUCGGACAUAAGCCUGGUCAACAGUGUCCUCUUGGUCAUGCAUGUCCAUAUGGUAGUCCUAAGCCUGCCAUUUGUCCCCCUGGUACCUAUCAGUCUCAACCGGCUCAGCCGUCCUGCCAGACAUGUCCAAAAGGAUUUUACUGUCUGGAAGGUACAUCUUCUCCUAAGCCCUGUCCAGCAGGGACAGUGAGUCAAGUUGAAGGAUUGCAGUCAUUGCUGGACUGCUCCCCCUGCUCUCCAGGCUUUUACUGCAAUAUUAGUGCACUCACCACUCCCUCGGGACCCUGUUCUGCUGGCUACUUCUGUUUAUCUGGAGCCACAGAGCCUAGGCCAGUCUCUCAGAUAUAUGGAGAUAUCUGCCCAGCAGGGUAUUAUUGCCCUAAAAAGAGCAGUGCUCCUUUACCCUGUCCUGCUGGCUACUUCCAGCAAGAUAAAGGAGCAUCUUCUUAUAUGGCCUGCUCCCUAUGUCCUCCAGGCAUGUACUGCCCUGCACUGGGCUCUAUUCAACCAUCAGGUUUUUGCUCUCCUGGGCACUACUGCACAGGUGGUGCAGAUUCUGCAAAACCGAAUGCCAAAGCUGUUCAGCUGGCAUGCUUCUGUAACCUCUUGCCAGAGUCCAGCCGCAGAGAGUAUCGUCUCUGUGCUCAGAGACACAACACUGCCUGCACAUCUAAUAGUAAAGAUUUAGUGCUGAGUGAACUUAAUUCAGAAUCAGCUCUAGAAGACACACAAGCUGUAUGCAGUGACUUCACAGGAGAUAUUUGCCCUAUAGGUUUUUAUUGCCCUGUAGGGUCAUUUUUACCCCAGCUCUGUAAUGCGGGCUCUCACUGUAAUCAGACCAGCCUUCAUGAACCUGUUGGCUUUUGUCCUGCUGGUUUCUACUGCCCUAAAGGCUCCUCAGAUCCUUAUGCUACAACCUGUCCUCCUGGACAUUACUGUCCCCGAGGCACAGACUUACCCCUGCCAUGCUUGCCAGGCACAUUCAGAGACUCUGCUGGAGGAGUUAGCAUAGAGGACUGUCUAUUCUGCCCAUCUGGACAUUUCUGUGCUCAAAAAGGUCUAACUAAACCCAGUGGAUUGUGUUCUGAGGGAUAUUACUGUCCUGUAGGGCAGAACUCAUCACAGCCUGCAGAGCAUAAAUGCACAGCAGGUUACUACUGUGAAGAGGGAAGUGUCACUGGCAGAGCAUGCCCUGUCGGUAGCUACCAGCGCAUGGGGGGCCAACAGAGGUGUGAGAUGUGCCCUGCUGGUUUUUUCUGCCCUCAUGAAGGUAUGACAUACCCAGUCCCAUGCAAGCCUGGGUUUUAUUGUCCUCUGUGGUCUACUAUUGAGCAACCAUGCCCAGCAGGGACGUAUGGAAACCAGUCUGGCUUAACUGAAUCAUCUGAGUGUACUUUCUGUGAUCCAGGCGCAUACUGUUUAGGAGCAGGUAACAUUUCACCCACUGGUCUAUGUGUGGCUGGCUUUUUGUGUUUUGGAGGAGCAUCUCUGCCAUCUCCUGUAGACAAUGUGACAGGAAUGCAAUGUCCACCUGGAUUCUACUGUCUUACUGGAAGCUUAACUGCAACACCCUGCCCCAAAGGCACAUUCAGUGUGCAGAGUGGCUUGACAGAACUAGGGCAGUGCCAGAGUUGCUCUCCAGGGUUCUUCUGUUCAAAAGCAGGCCUGACUGCAGUUAGCGGGCCUUGCCUGCCAGGUUUUUACUGCAGUGACGGAUCGCCUACCGCAGCCCCUGUGUUUGCGGUGUUUGGAGAUAUUUGUCCUCCAGGUUUCUACUGUGAGACUGGCAGCGCUGUGCCCACUCCUUGCCCAGUGGGCACUUAUCUUUCCGAAAGUGGUGGAAAGGGUGCAGAGGACUGUGUGCCUUGCCCUGAAGGGAUGUACCAGGAUCAGAAAGGCCAGAGAGUGUGUAAACCCUGUCUUCCUGGAUUCCACUGCCCCUCUUCCACACACAAAUCUAAUGUCAGCAGCAAUCCAUUGAUCUGUCCAGAGGGCUAUUACUGUCCUAAUGGAUCACAGCUGGGCAGGCCUGUCCCUUGCCCCAGAGGCACAUACAGUAAUACUCAAGGCCUUACAUCAGCAGAUGAGUGCAUAGUCUGUCCAGUGGGCUAUUUCUGUGGUGCACAUGCACUUGUUCAGCCCUCUGGCCCCUGUGUCCCUGGAUUUCUCUGCUUUCUGGGUGCCACAGUUCCCAACCCCACUGACAACAACACAGGAGCUCUUUGUCCACCGGGGGUGUACUGCCAGCUAGGAGUCAGGGAGGGUGACUGUUCUCCAGGCUACUACUGUGACUGGGGAUCUAGUAACCCAGAGCAGAGACUCUGCCCAGCAGGCUUUUAUUGCCCAGCUGGCACAGACAAACCCAUAGCCUGUGAUCCAGGAACAUUUAGCUCAAUCAUGGGGAACAGUGAAAGAGAUAACUGUGAACCAUGCCCAGCAGGCUACUUCUGUCAGGGGAAUGGAGUAGUGGUGCCGAUUCCUUGUCCCCGUGGAUUUUAUUGUCCCCUUGGAACUGCAAUGGAUACAGAAUUUCCCUGUCCUCAAGGGACAGUGCAACCUCAGAUUGGAGCCUCAAAUGAAGGGGAUUGCUUACUAUGCCCUUCAGGUAUGUUUUGUAGCCUGCCUGGGCUUUCUGAGCCUACAGGGCACUGCCAGGAGGGUUAUUAUUGUUCUUCAGGAGCCAUCACUCCUAAUGCUACUGGAUACAAGAUGAACUCCACUGGUAAUAACAUGUGCCCUACUGGUUACUACUGCCCUGCUGGUACUGGCUACCCUCUUCCAUGCCCACCUGGCACAUACUCAAGCUCGCCAGGUUUAAGCACAGUGGAGGAUUGCCAAUCUUGCCCACCAGGCUACUUUUGUGAACAGCUUGCAAUGGCCAAUGCCUCUAAUGCUUUGCUUUGUGAUGCUGGGUAUGUAUGCCUUAAGGGCAGUCGGAGUGCCCGUCCAGUUGAUAAACAGGAGGGUUAUAUUUGCCCCAGUGGCUACAGUUGUCCCAUCGGUACACCAGUGGAAAUUCCAUGUGAGCCUGGCACCUACAGUAGUGCCUCUGGAGCUUCUAAUUGUCUUCCCUGUCCAUCUGGUACCAUGUGCCCUUACUCAGCUACUCAAGAACCCACCCUGUGCCCUAAAGGUCAUUUCUGUCCUACUGGCACUGCUUUGGCACUGCCAUGCCCUAUAGGCACUCUGGGCAAGGUUACCAGGGCUCAGUCAGCAUCUGCCUGUGUGCCCUGUCCACCUGGACUCUACUGCAGCACACCUGGAUCCUCUGAGCCACAAGGCCAGUGCCAGGAAGGAUAUUUUUGCCAAAGUGGUUCUCCAUACCCAGCCCCCUUUAACACCUCCAGCCUGACGAGAAACGGUCCCUGCCCACAAGGACACUUCUGCCCUUCAGGAACCCUCAGACCUUUGCCCUGCCCUGCAGGCACCAUUCGCAAUCUCACUGGAGGCUAUUCCAUAGACAGCUGUUUACCCUGUCCAGCAGGACACUACUGUUCCAGUGGGGGUCUUAGUGCUCCCAGUGGCCCCUGUUCUGCUGGCUUCUACUGCCCUGAGGAUUUCUCCUCUACUACUCCCAAUGCUUUCAUCUGCCCCAAGGGUCACUACUGUCCCCUGGGCUCUCCUGUGGCCUUGCCUUGUCCCACAGGACAAUAUCAGCCCAACCCCGGCUCAGAGGCCUGCUUUCCAUGUCGCCCAGGCUACUACUGUGAAGAAGCCAUUGAAGGAGACCCCUCACCUUGUCCCUCUCACUCCUAUUGCCCAGCAGGCACUAUGGUUCCUCAGCCAUGCCCCAGUGGCACCUACACUCCCCCUGAUGUUGGAGGUCUACAGAAUGAGAGAGAGUGCUUGGCCUGCCCACCAGGAAGAUUUUGCAGGGGUGGUCAGAUAAGAGGACUGUGUGCAGUGGGGUUUUUGUGUAUCUCAGGCAGCUCAGAUUUUACCCCACAGGGCACAGUCAUGUCUUACACAAGCCAGUGUAAAUGGGGGGUGCAGUGCGCCGGACCCUGUCCUGCUGGAUUCUACUGCCCAAAGGGCACAGAGAAACCUCAAGCCUGCCCUGCUAAUACCAUAAAGAAAACCCCAGGAGGAGGCAGCAUACAUGAUUGUCUCCCUUGCCCACCCAGGCACUGGUGCAAAGAGGGUGAUCCUGAGCUGUAUAUGUGUCCUGAGGGCCAUUACUGUGAUGGUAUAAUUGAUUACGAGUCUGAGGGUAGACCUGGGCCAAGAAAGUGUCCUCAGUUUACCUACAGGCCUACUUCUGGUGCUGGAAGCAAAGGAGACUGUCUUCAGUGUCCUGCCGGAACCUUCUGCAAUGCUACAGGUCUGACUGAUUUCACCAACUUUCCGUGCCCCCCUGGCUAUUGGUGCAGUGGCACAGGCUUGCCAGUUCUCUGCCCUGCAGGCACCUUCAGAACACAACCUGGGGCAAAUGCUUCCAGCCAGUGCCAACUCUGUGCAGCUGGUAAAUAUUGCCCUGACCCUCGCCUUACAGGUCAGCCAAACACUGUAGGAAUUCCUUGCAGAGCCUCUUACCAGUGCCCUAUAGGAUCAGUGGUGGAAGUUUUGUGCAGAGCAGGCUCAUAUUGCAGGCCACAAACUGGAGAGCCCACUCCAUGCCCUGCAGGAUAUCACUGCCCUGAAGGCUCACACACCUACAACACACCACAGCGAAUGUGUACAUACCCUUAUUACUGCCCAGCUAACUCCUCAACCAUGCUGUCUUGUGGUGGUGGUUUUAUGCCCCAUAAUGCCAGCGGUCUAAGAGUUUCUCAGGAGAUCAGCUGCAUAAUGUGUGAGGCAGGAACAUACCGGCCUAGUGGUUCCCAUCACCUCCGGUGCCUUGCAUGCCCCUCAGGCUAUCACUGUCCUCCAGGUACUGACGACCCCAGUAGUCAGCCAUGUCCAGUUGGCUAUUAUUGUCCAAGGGGAUCAGACAAUCCUGUUGCAUGCCCACCAGGCAGCUAUGGCAACAGCACCAAGGCUGAGCUGCUUGAGGAAUGCCUCCCUUGCCCUUCAGGCACAUACAAUCACCUUUAUGCUCAAAAAGCCUGUUUCCCCUGUGGCAGCUCUUCCAUCUCAUCACAAGGUCCCCUCAUUAAUACUAGGGCAUCCUCAUGCAUGUGCAUAGGCAAAAAUCGGGCAUUCCAGAAUUCUGAUGGCUCCUGCGUGUGUAUAGCUGGAUAUGUCUUCUACGAUGAACUUGACUUGAAAGGUUCCAGUGCUGACAGUGAUCUAGACUGUCAACCUGAGGUGAGUAAACGCUGUGGAACCGGGCAAGUGAGACUGGCUUCAACACAAGACUGUGUUAGUCCCUCUAAACACUCAUGCAACAUUACUUGUGGACCUCAUGGUGGGAGUCUGGAUGCAAGCCUGGGCAUAUGUCAUUGUGAGAUGUACGUCUCUGCGGAGGAGCUGUGUAACUCCUCAUGCUUGUCUGAACUGCCUGUGCUUGCUGCCAGACUGGCUCCAAAUGGACAGCUGGUGCUCAGGAUCAAAGCGAUGGAUGAAAGUAGGAUCUGGAGCAGAAAAAUGAUGAAUGUACUGGGGCCUGACAGUCAUAUCAGCAACUUUGGAAAGAUCCAUUUUGUUCAGUUUUCUCCAGAUGGUGUGUUUGGUUGGAUUUUAAAGGAUCCUGUGCUUAUGGACAUCUUUUUAUCUGAGCCAAUUGAAAUUGUGGAAGGAAAGCCAAGGAUACGACGACACACCCAUGAGCUGGAAUUACUAAUCUCAGGACCUUUACCUCGCAUUCCUAACCCCAUAGCCUGUCUUUCACCCAAUGACAUGCUCAUCUUUCAGAUCACCAUCAAUUACACAGACCGCCUCUUCAGCCAUUUUCCAGUCUAUCAAAAGAACCAUUUGUUCAGCAGUAACCCAACCUGGGACUUUGGUGCAUUUAGACAACUAGAACGCCUUGUCAAACAAUCCCGAUUUAAUUCCACCAGAUUUGCACAUGUAUUCAUGGAGCCGGGAAAAUAUGUGUUCCUGGACAAUGCAGUCCCAGACUGGAGCCUGAUUGUUGUGGUAAAAAAGGAGGGCACAGAGUGUGAUCCAACUACAGCUGCCUUCCAACCAACCUCUCCAGCACAGUUGGUGCGACACGGGAUAGUCAAACAACAGCGCCUUAACCUGCUGCCUGACUGGGGUACCAUUGGAGGAGUAUUGGCACUGAUGGUACUACUCAUAGUUAUCUUGACUCUGUCUGCCCUGCUUCUGAGACCUAAUCAUGCCAACCUUAUUGCGAAGGGCACACCUAAGCCUAAAUGGCGCAGCUUGGGAGAACCUACUGUUCCUGUAGCGUACGUUUAUAAUGGAGAGUGUAUGGAUAGUACUUUCCUGGGUCUCAGGGGAGUGGGUGAGGGUGCAGAAGAAGAAGAACCUGCUGUCUGCAAAGGAUUCAGCAAUAUAUUAACGGAGCUGGAAGGGUUCAAUGUGAAGACACUGUAUGACAAAUUAGAGGACCAGAAUUUGCAUCUUGCAUCACAGCUGGCUAAGCACCGCAAAGAUACACAGGAGUUUUACAGGAAUAUCUGUCAGCAGACUGACACACUGCGGGAUAUUUUGGAGAACAUGGAGCCAUCAAAACUGAUCCAGUGGAAGAAAUUGAUAGACAGUAACGCAGAAACCAAGAGGGAAUCAAUUCCUGUGGAAUCAUCGUUGGGCUUGAUGGAGGCUUUGCUGAAGUCUUUAGAGGUUGUGUUGAUUAGACUGAAUGGAGAGGCGUGGCAGCGGCAGCAGCACAGAGAAAGCAGAGAGAGUCAAGUCCACACCUGUAACACCCAGAACUCGUCAACUGAAAUGAGUGAACUUAAAGCGCGGCCAGAUACAGAAGCAGAUUUUUCAGGCCCCGGUGGGAGAAAGUGUGUUUCAGCGCUCCCUUUGAGCACAGCAGCAUGUGUGAGUGAAGAGGAUCUGGCCAAGCUGGUGGUGCUCACACCUCUCACCAGAACUUUGCAGGACAUACAGCAGUCUCUGCAGGAACUCAGCCAAAGUUCCACAGCACAGAAAGAUACAAGUUCUCCUUCACCAAUUCCUGAUGACCAAGCAGAAUUGGCACCAGAGCAGUUGAUCCCUUUUGCCCUUGACAACCUCUCUCCAGGGCACUUUGCAGUGUUCCUGUUUGGCUGCCAUGUUGUACGGUUGCUUAGCCGAGACUGCUCAUUCCCAAAUGUUAUGCUGUUACUGGCUAAGGCUCUUCCAAUCACAUGCACCAAUUCUCAGCUGGAUUACUUCAACAAGGAAUUUUACUACGACACAUCUAACCAGAUCUUGUAUAUCCUCAAGCACAAGCUUCAAAAUGCUGGCGAAUUUAUCUCGGUUCUUUUACACUCUAUGGCCUACAUUAGCACAGUUGCUGCUCCUCAAAACUUCCUGGGUGCUUUACACUCAGCUAUAUCUGCCCUGAGUAUGCAGUUAUUCCAGCUCUCUUUAACUCAGCAAGAAUUCAUGAUUAAGGAGGAGAACUCACAUGUCUCCUUCGGAACAAUCGUGGAGGAUUUCCUCAGUGUUAAAAUUCCACCAGCAACUCAAUUCUCACCAAUUUUAUUAGCUGAAAGAUUGCAGAAGUAUAAAUACUUCAAACUUGAGCAUUUGCUUCAUGAACAAACCCUAACUCCAGCAAACAGAUCUGCAGAAGAUCCUGAUGUAAAGAGCCCUUAUGAUGUUGAUCUGGAGCAAGCAUCAAUGCUAACGUGUCAGCAGGACACAGUGAUGCAGAGACUGAAGGAAAUGAGAGACAGGCAGUCUAUCUCUAGUGCUGCAAGGAGAAAUGUGUGUCAGGAAGAAAGCCCAUCUCAAAAUACAGAACUAACAAGUCCAGAUGACCAGUCCAUGAACAAACACACAAUUAAACCAGCUGACAUUCAGGGACUGCUCAUCGAGCCUUUCUCCAGUAAUAAACAACACAGCAAACACAUGGAUCAAGCUGCUGAAGAAAGGGACACAGUGGCUUCAGGUGGUUUCAUAGAGAAGACCUAGAGAACUAUGAUAUAACACAUUCUGCGAUGACGAUUUAAUUUUCUAUCUUACUUUCUACCUCUGUCCUGAAAUGUCAAAGCAAUUACAAUUACACUGUAUGACAGUUAUACCACCAUCCUUUGUUUGUGUAAAACCAGAAAAACGUUGCACAAAGAAAUGUUCAGUUUAAAACAUUGACUAAAAUUUAUACUGUGACUUAGAAAAUGAACAUUUCCUUUUAUUUCCAUUUUUAAAUGGAAGCAUUAUACGUUUUUAGACUUUUUGAUAUACUGUCAGUUUGUAAACUUCUAAAUGUCUUUCCUAAAUGUUUCUCUUUCACACAUAUUUAAAACAGACAUCUGUUUUGUAGUCUGGUUAUUUUCAAAAACAUUUUGAAGAUUUGGAUGGUGCCGACAUUCAAGAAUAUAAAGAACUUUUUCACACUUGGAGUCUGACUACAUGCUGAUUUUUUUCCUUUUCUACCACCUCUGUGGACUUUUCCCUAAGUUGUGUUCAUGUUUGUUGCAGAUAUAAAUUUGUCAUAUGCAAUUCAAUAUUAGCACUUUAUUGUUUCUUGUGUACUUUUUAUUCUAGAAGAAUCAUUCUAGAUUAUCAACUGCUCAACAAAGUGUUCAAAGUGUGACAUUUAUUAGAUUGUGUUUUGCUAGCAAGAGCUUUAAGUGGACUAACAGCAUUUACCCGCCGUGAUCUUCACAGACAAAAAGCCAAAGCGUGAUUAUAAAUAAAUAACAUUUACACAGCAUGCUGGUGAAUAUAUGUUGCUGAAAGACAGAAAAUCUAAUAAAUAAGAACAGAUGUGUACAGUAGUAGGAUCGCAAGCUUUUACCUUUCAUAUUAGGAACUUAAAUAAAAAUGUGUGUAUUUUAGUCUUUCCCUGUAACAUUUGCGGAUGUGUUUCUGUUAUAUUGGAGAAUGUUAUAUUAUGGUUUUUUUUUUUUUAUGUAUUA